Messenger RNA from Meloidogyne enterolobii, 2043 nucleotides. The record is from the annotation of a GenBank genome assembly. NCBI's taxonomy places the organism in Eukaryota, Metazoa, Nematoda, Chromadorea, Rhabditida, Meloidogynidae.
AUGAUCCUACAUCGAUAUUUUUGGUUUUUCUUACUUAUUAAAACACAGACUCCAAAACAAAACUUAAAAAAACGUUAUACUGAUGAAUCCACAAUUUGGGUUAACAGCAAUGGGAAACGUCCAUUAUACAAACCAAUUUGUGGAUAUACAGGUACAGAUUGCCCUCCAGAUAUGACUACUUAUAUUAUUAUUGCAAUUGGUUUGGUUGUAUUAAUUGUGUUUAGUUUUACUUUUGGAAUUGGUUAUGCUAUUAGAGAAAAAAAGAAAGAAAAGCGAAGAUUAACAAAAGAAUGCAUUAUUCCAUUUAUUGAAUUGAGAAAUUUAAAAGAAAUUAAAAAUAAUGAUGGAAGUAAUUUAGAAAUUAAUAAAAGUUUGAGAAGUAUUCAAAGCAAUAGUAAUUUAUCUACAAACACAAAAUUAACAGCAAAUAUUGAAAGCAAAAAAUUGGAAACAGAAAAUUAUUCCCAUUUUUUGUAUAAUAGAGAAGUUGUUUUUGGAAUUAAAUAUCAAGUUAGAGUUAGAAUAUUUAAUGAAGAUUUAACACAAUUAAGAAAGAUAAAACAAUUAGAUCAUGAUAAUUUAAAUAAAUUUUGUGGGGUUUGUACAGAUGCACCUAUUUUGUAUGGAAUUUGGAAAUAUUGUCAGAGAGGGAGUUUAAAGGAUUUAAUUGCCAAAGAGCAAUAUGUCGGUGAUUCUUUUGUGAUGUUUACUUUAAUGAGGGAUAUAGCUAGUGGAUUAAUAGCUUUACACGGGUCAUUUAUUGGAGCACAUGGAAUGCUUUCUUCAGAGAAUUGUUUAAUUAAUGAUCGUUGGCAAGUAAAGAUUAGCGAUUUUGGAUUGAAUAUGAUUAGAGAAAGUCAACCAAUGUCAAAAAGAAAAUUAUUGUGGACAGCACCAGAAUUAUUAAGAGAAAAUAAUCGAAAAGGAACAAAAGAAGGAGAUGUUUAUAGUUUUGCUAUAAUUUGUUGUGAAUUAGUUAAUAGAGAAACUGUUUGGAAUGGAGUUGAAAGAGAAGAUGAUGUUGAUGAUAUUCUACAUCGUCUAAAGCAAAUAAAUACAUCAAUCCCACCAAGGCCUUUAUUACGUAACAAUGAAAAUAUCAAUCAAAAUUUGUUACAUUUGAUAAGGGAUUGUUGGAAUGAAAGGAAUAUUGAAAGGCCAAAAAUGAUUCAAGUUCGUUCAAUGCUAAAACAAAUGGUUAGGGAUGGGAGUCAAAAUUUAAUGGAUUAUGUUUUUGGAAUGUUAGAGCAAUAUGCAAGUUCUUUAGAACAAGAAGUUGAAGAAAGAACUAGAGAAUUAGUUGAAGAAAAAAGGAAAAGUGAUAUUCUUUUAUAUAGAAUGCUUCCAAAACAAGUUGCCGAUAAAUUAAAAUUGGGGGAAUUUGUUGAACCAGAACAAUUUAGUGCAGCAACAAUAUUCUUUUCUGAUGUUGUUUCAUUUACAACAUUAGCUAGUAAAUGUUCUCCUUUACAGGUUGUAAAUUUGUUAAAUAUGCUUUAUACAACAUUUGAUGGAAUAAUUGACAGCCAUGAUGUUUAUAAAGUUGAAACAAUUGGAGAUGGUUAUUUAGUUUGUUCCGGAAUCCCUCGUCGGAAUGGAAAUGAUCAUGCAAAGGCUAUUGCUGAAUUAUCUUUUGCUUUUCUUCGUUCUGUUUCAAAUUUCAAAGUUGACCAUUUGCCAAAUGAACGUGUUAAUUUACGUAUUGGAAUACAUACUGGACCAGCAGUAGCUGGAGUUGUUGGAUUGACAAUGCCUCGUUAUUGUUUAUUUGGAGACACUGUAAAUACAGCUAGUAGAAUGGAAUCUAAUGGAAGACCUAGUAAAAUUCAUAUUUCUUCCGAAACAAAUAAAUACUUAACAAAUAUAAUUGGUGGCUAUUUAACCGAGCCUAGAGGCGAAAUAAUUAUUAAAGGAAAGGGAGUUAUGGAAACAUUUUGGCUUAUUGGACAUUCUAAUGACCUUGAUAUUAACAAUAAUAAUUCUUUUAUGUGGAAUGAACUUCCUACUAUUAAUGAGGAUUUAUUAAAUAAUGAAGAAGAAUAA